AUGGCUGAAAUUGUUUAUCAACACAAAAGUAAAUCUAUGGCUGAAAUUGUUUAUCAACACAAAAGUAAAUCAUACAACGGUAAUGUACAAGAAGUAGAUACGAGCAAUGUUGCCGGGAUACGAUGCGCCUUCUAUUACUCUCCAAGCGACAAAAAUCAGAGACGAUGGGUUUUCAAUUGGGAAGAACUUGGAAAAGAAGGAAUCAUCAACCUAGUUGGCAAAAUUCUUCUAAAAGACGAACGCGGCAACCGACAGAUGGAAUACAGUGUAUUGUUAACUUCAUAAGGGUAUCGUGUCGAUUGGGGAGACACCAGUACGCCGAAUUAUUUUUAUUUUGAAUAUUCCUUUACGCCAACUUACGUCAAAAUUGAGCCCGAUCCGUUCGAGCAAUCAUUGCUUGAAAAAAUGUUUCAGCCCUCGGAUAAAAAUGAUGCAAUUUUGCUGGUUGAAGAGCAGCAGUUGCAUGUCAAUAAAGCUUUUCUCUCCUUCCACUCCGACUACUUUUCUGCACUUUUCUCAUCAAAUUUCAAAGAUGGCGAAUUGGAUGAGAUUCCACUCAAAGACGUCACUAUUGAGGAGUUUGGUCUUGUUCUGAGCACAAUUCAUCCGGAAACUGUUCUUCCGGUGAAUGAUAAAACAGUGGAGAAGCUUCUGGAGCUCGCCGAUCGCUUUAUAAUUCCGGCUGUGUUGAGAUUGGCCGAAACCCACCUGCUGACCCAUUCUAAAAUUGGAAACGACGCGAUGCUAUGGAUGGCAGACAAGUAUCGACUUCUGAAGCUUCUCGAUGUAUGCAUUCUCCGUAUUGAUACAGUGGAGAAGGCUAAGAAGCUUCAACUCUCACCACAUUUCCAUGAGAUUUCCGAUGGAACGAAUGCUAAACUUUUUAAGCGACUUCCCAAAAUUGCAUAA
This is a messenger RNA of Caenorhabditis elegans, 909 nucleotides long. NCBI's taxonomy places the organism in Eukaryota, Metazoa, Nematoda, Chromadorea, Rhabditida, Rhabditidae. The record is from the annotation of a RefSeq genome assembly.